Ostrinia furnacalis (Asian corn borer) is the source of this 4083-nucleotide messenger RNA. RefSeq lists its product as uncharacterized. The transcript is spliced from 25 exons. NCBI's taxonomy places the organism in Eukaryota, Metazoa, Arthropoda, Insecta, Lepidoptera, Crambidae. The annotation marks the transcript as partial. Gene Ontology annotation, molecular function: protein binding. The record is from RefSeq and is a predicted model, not a curated record.
GUUGAGCAUCAGUGGGAGAACUUCGCGUUCAGUUUCGCGCCAGAAGGCUGGCGCGCGAGGUACCACAUCUACUCUCCAGGGACCAAGCCUGGUGGUGGUCAGCAGCACCGCCCUGGACUGUCUAAGAAUGGAUGCUACCUCGUCCGGCUCUUCUACCUCGGCGCCUGGAGAUGCGUCUGGGUCAGUGACCAGGUCCCAGUCGAUGCCACCGACUCCCCCCUCCUGCCGUUCUCUCCUCUCCUUAGUAAUAUGCCUACAGGCAAGCCGGGGCCCAAGCAAGUGAUCACUACUGUCACAGCACCGAUCGUACAUCUGUGGCCUUUGCUGCUCUGCAAGGCGUUGCUAAAGUUGGCGGCUCCUGACAUGAAUUCUGAUGAGGAGCUGGAUUCUGUGGAAGACGAGCCGAUGCCUGAGUUCAACAUGAUGCAUGCCCUUACGGGGGCAAUGAACUUGACAUACAACGUCAGUGAUAUCGAAGAGCUCUGGAACCUGCUCACAACAGAAGUGCCAGUGUUCGGCUGGGAUGAUGACGAUGACACACUAGCCAGCACUGUCAAGUCAAGGAGCACCAAGAAGCCCACCACCAAAGAGGCUGCUGUGGUAAGGCGAAGCUCAAUGACUUUCGUAACUAUCGGCGACUCGAAGAACCAUGCGCCUUACGCCCUGCCAGGGAUCACUCCCGCGCAUGAGAUGGAGUUGAUCGUCAGCAUGGCCAGAGACCUGCCAUUGAAGAAACCUUUGCCAGAGCCCGACGUAGCAUUAUGGAAGCACUACCGUUGGGUAGACUGGGCCCGUAGGCAUGGGCUGUACGAGGCUUAUGACUGCCCUAGAACUAGAUUCCUCAAGGUCAACGGACUACUGAAACUUUCUUAUGCACCCCAUUUGUUGGAUGUGCAGAGCACGGAGUCAAUCACUGCUGGGUUUAGAGAGGAACACGACAAAACUACUGCUCCACCGAUCAAGAAAGGUGCAAAGGAUGUUAAUAGAUCUAAUACAGGCAACCUUGCAGCCUCACAACAAGCUAAAGAUGAGCUUCGGGAGUGGAUUCAGUUCAAUCCAAUCUACGAACUCAUCAAAAGCGUCAGCAUCGUCUUCUACCCAUCGAUGUACCAAUUCACGUCAGCAGCCAGCUGUCCCCCAAUCAGAGUUACGAAAGGAGCUGUCAACAAACCAGUAGACAUUGCUGCUCCUAAGUCAGCACCUUUGUACCUUCAAAUCGACGGCCCAGAAGAAAAUGUCCUAAGAAUAUCUUUGAGUGCUCUUCAUCCAAGGAUUCUGAUGAAUAGUGGAGUUCCAAUUGUGGACUACAUAGAGCAUGCGUAUCUUAUUCUGGAGAAGUUUGAAUGGUUCGUGGACUGUGAAAUUCCUGUGGCAAAAGCGUUUGUGCAAACACGAGGGUAUGAUUCGGUUGAGAUCAUGUUUGAACCGGGAAGGCACAUUUGCAGAAUUUGGGUGCAUUCAAGAAUGAACUGGCAUGUGAUGCUGCUCAGUGAGUCCACCCUUCUCUUGGGCACAAGAGACAUGAUCCACUGUGCUGCCGUCAGGGAAUGUCCAUGGGCUGCUAGAUUUCUUACUAAUUUGAGUUUAGCAUUCUCCAACUGGAUUCGCAUAAACAGGUCAAAUACCAACGUUCUGGCAACUGAUAGAGAAUUUUAUAAAUCAUACCAGCCAGAUCUUACUUGGGAACCAGAAGAGGUGGGCUAUGACAAAUCUCUUCUUCACUGGAUGUUCAGACAAGCGCUUCAGUCUUUACUGGCCAAAAAACUACAACCAGUAGACUAUCGCAACGUCUGCAUUGUACUAAGACGCUACUUUUGCGACCCUGACUUUGGUAUACCAGAGAAACCGCGUCCGGGUAAAUCUUUGAGGGAUAUAGCAACUAUGGAUCCAUGUGACUGUCUUGUACCUGAAGCUGAGGAAAUAGAAAUGGGAGAGGAAAUAUUGGAAGAGCAGCAAGUCGGUGAGGAAAAGCCCCUCGUAGAUGAGGCCAAAAUGGCACAACUGCUAACUCCUCCUGUCGAUCCUAUCACUUCCCAAGUUUGUGAGCUAGCAACAGAAGAGCUCCCCUGUGGGAUAUUAAAGGAAGAAAGGGAGAAAGUCAUCAGAAGACAUGAAGCAGCAACGGUUCUUCAAGCUCACUGGAGAGGCACCUGGGCUAGGAAAUGUUUGACUGCGCAUGUUAUUUUUACACCGGAAGUAUUGAAAGCUAUAAUGGACAACGCAUUUGGAAACCUCGAAGCUCUAUCAGCCCUGAUGAAUGAGUUCUUCGCUAUGUACCCCAAAACGAAACCUGCCUACUCUGUCGCUUCUGCACUUACCGGCAGAUACGGCUUACGCCAAUUUACAGGUUCGACUCCCAUCACACCCAAAUGCAAGUGGAUUCCGUAUUUCCAAGGGGUCUUUUUCUGCCAUAGCCCUGUCAAAGUACAUUUCGACGUGCAGAGCUCAUUGCAGUACAGUACCAUCGCUGUGUACAAUAACGAUAAUGGAGCUCAGAUGCCUCAAGUUUAUAAUGCUCAUAUUACUUUUGACUUUGAGCCGAAUCUUCAUGGCUACACCGUAAUGGGCCACGGCACCCUCAACCAGCCCUCGGGCAUCAAUACCGAAGUCCACUGGCAGUUGACAGUCCUCUGCAGCAUCGAUGAGGUCUUCCACAUUUGUGACAACGACCCUGACGGCUGCAGGGAGUUGCCUCUUCCUCACUCCCAUAAACUGCAUUUGGAUGAAAUAUUUAUACCGAAUAGGAGGAAUAUCCUUGGAGGGAUUCUGAUUUCGGUGGUGAAGCAUGAAGCGGUUAGCUUUAGAGCUGCUGCCACUUCGCCUGAUUUGGAGAUAGAAGUAAUCCUACGGACAACAACAGACGGCGUAGUCCAAGAGCUGGCCAAGUGUUCUGGCAAAGGAGAGGUGCAUUGGCCUUACGUGAGGCUGGAGCCAGCUGUUUUACCAGCUACUUCAUCGAUGAAGAGGACCUCUACAUCACAGGCCAAUUUACCCACGGGUCGUGACAUCGCCAGUGCUCGGUCUCUGAAGUCACCAAAAUCAGCAAAACCAAGUCCCAGUGCAAAGAAUAGAUCAACAACCAAGUUGAAAAAUCUGCCACCUGAUCCGAAACAAUAUUCGAUUGAGGUGAUAGCCCCCAACGGAUGGCCACUAACACUAGCUCAAUGGAAGAGAGUGGAUGAAAUACGCAAUUCCAAUGGAUUCACUAAAAUUGACAUUCAGCCAAAGAAACCAGUGAAAGAUAAGCCUGCCUCAGCCAAAGACAAGGAGAAGGAAAAAGAAAAAAGCCAGCCGGUCUCCUCAGCCCACCAGCCUCAGCCAGACGACGCGUACAUUGUCCUGGAGUGCGCACUAGCGAUUGGAGGAGGAGCCUACGCUAGGCGGGAUGAUGAGAGGGACCUGGAGUUUGCAGCAGCCAUCAGGCUGUGGGACGCUAGGGAGCCUGGGAGGAACAGUAGAGGCGCUCAGAUAAGGAAAGAUUUCAGGGCCGAAUUCCUGGAAGCGCUGCCUCCGCCGCCUUCUGAGAGUUUACAUUCGCUAAUAGAGGAAUCUUUUGCUGAGGAGCUUGGUGAAGAGGAAAAAAAGGAGCCACAACAGUUGCAACAAGGACCGACGCCGGCCACGGAGAGUGGAAUGUUGGAGAUGACCGUCGAAAGCGAGGAAGAAGCAAGAUAUUUGACAAUGCCAGAACAACUAAAGGACAAGUUCAUACCAUUGUACUUUUUGCCGUUCUGCACGAAGGAAAAAGACGAAUCGGAAAGUAUCCUCAUAUCACCUGACAUGGCCGAGGCAGCAAAGAAGGAGCGACACGCGCGCAUCGAGGCAGCGCUAGAAAGGAUGCGAGAGCUUCAGCAUUACAAUGAACAGUUCGUGCUAGGGCGGCAGAAGAAGAGGUGCCAGCUCUUGGAGAAGCUGUUCGUUGAUUCUCAAUGGAACCCAGAGUUAAACGAAGUGCUAGAAGAAAGAGACGACGCUAUAGCUCGCGAGACCCUAAACAGAACACUAUCGGCGACUAAAAAGAAACUAGAUGCUAAGAAGAAGUAACUGAAUAAGAAAAGAUGAAUUUGCGUUAAUUUUACUGAA